AUGCUUUCAUUUUAUAUUCAGAGACGUGCCUUGAGUCCGCAGGCCAUGAACCCCCCGAGCAUCCCCAGUAGUGACGAGCUAUGGAACUCCAGUCCGCAAGAAUGGCAUCAAAGGCUCUUAGAAAGCGGAAGUAUUUCGGAGCUAUCAAGCCUGAGAAGCGUAUUGAUUAACCCUCCACGCACCGACCACCUAUUUGAUAAUACGUCGAAGUUGAGGGACCUGGUUACUUUCCUCACUUCUUAUGUUGAGGAACGGCGUGUCUUCGGUUCUUCACAACCGUGGUUUGUGCCUGAACGGAUUCUCAAUACUCGUGGUCGAGCAUUCUUUGAAUGGCCUGAUGAUGUUGUCACCCUGAAAACCUCCACUGAUCGAUAUUGUGAUCCCAUCAUUGAGCGAUUUGAGGGGCUUGUGACAGCACAUCAGAGCCCGCCGAGCCUGUUUUUGAAGCGGUGGCAGGCCAAUCUGGAGCAAAUGGGUAUCGCGGCAAUCAGUCUCUCACAAUGGAUGUCACAAAACCCGAUCUUCGCAAGAGAGAGCCUUCUUCAUGCGGCCUCACUAUACAAUGAUCUCUGA
Messenger RNA from Aspergillus affinis, 573 nucleotides. RefSeq lists its product as uncharacterized. NCBI's taxonomy places the organism in Eukaryota, Fungi, Ascomycota, Eurotiomycetes, Eurotiales, Aspergillaceae. The transcript is spliced from 3 exons. The coding region runs from base 1 to 573 and encodes 190 amino acids. The record is from RefSeq and is a predicted model, not a curated record.